Messenger RNA from Empidonax traillii (willow flycatcher), 2315 nucleotides. It is a transcript of the gene IRAK4, whose product is annotated as interleukin 1 receptor associated kinase 4. The coding region runs from base 111 to 1505 and encodes 464 amino acids. Lineage: Eukaryota; Metazoa; Chordata; Aves; Passeriformes; Tyrannidae. The record is from RefSeq and is a predicted model, not a curated record. Gene Ontology annotation, molecular function: magnesium ion binding; protein serine/threonine kinase activity; ATP binding. The transcript is spliced from 12 exons. Gene Ontology annotation, biological process: signal transduction; protein phosphorylation.
CCGCUGUCCCCGGGGAAGCGCUCGGGCACCUCGAUUUCUGUCACCACGAAGUCGGCAGGGGAGUUUUUGAUGGUGCCGCGGAAGCCGCUGUGUUCGGUCAGGAGCUGAGGAUGGGCGAGCCUGUGACGGCUUCCACGCUCGUCCGCUGCCUGAGCUACGGGCUCAUAAGGCGGCUGGCGGACCACAUCGACCCGCAGGAGGGCUGGAGGAGGCUCGCCAUGGAUAUAACAAACCCGUCCGGUGAAGGCAGAUACAGCCAGAUGCACAUAAGGAGAUUUGAGGCAUUUGUACAAAUGGGAAAGAGUCCCACGUGUGAGUUGCUUUUUGACUGGGGAACAACAAACUGUACAGUUGCUGAUCUUGUAGAUCUACUGAUUAGAAAUCAAUUACUAGCACCGGCAAGCCUGUUGCUUCCAGAACCUGUAAGGAUGCCACAAGAAGUUACAUUACCUCUUUCUUCACAGGAAACCUUCCCUGUGCAUGAGAAACAACUACCUGUACAGGAAAAAGAAGCAGCAUCUGUAAAGCCUGUUUUAGCUCAGAGUACUGAAAAGCAACAUUCAGAUCCUUCCUGCUUAAGUCAAAAAACCAGCAGUUCACAGUCCAGUAACACAGAUUUCCAUAAUUUUUUGUUCCAUGAUUUGGAAAGCAUUACAAAUAAUUUUGAUGCCCGACCAGAAUCGUCUGGAGGUAACAAACUGGGAGAAGGCGGCUUUGGCAUUGUAUUCAAAGGCUACAUCAAUGGCAGAAAUGUGGCAGUCAAGAAGCUCGUUGCUAUGGUUGAUGUUAGUGUUCAGGACCUGAAGCAGCAAUUUGAACAGGAAAUAAACUUGAUGGCAAAAUGUCAGCAUGAAAAUCUAGUAGAAUUACUUGGUUUCUCAAGUGAUGGUGCUCAGCCAUGUCUGGUGUAUGAAUACAUGCCCAACGGUUCAUUGCUUGACAGACUUGCUUGUCUGAAUGACACUCCACCAAUUUCUUGGAAUACAAGAUGUAAAAUUGUUCAAGGUACAGCAAAUGGCAUCAACUUUUUGCAUGAAAAUAAUCAUAUUCAUAGAGAUAUUAAAAGUGCAAAUAUCUUAUUAACUGAUACAUACAUACCCAAAAUUUCUGACUUUGGCCUUGCAAGAGCAUCUGUAACAUUCACACAGACAAUCAUGACUGAAAGAAUUGUUGGAACAGCAGCGUAUAUGGCACCUGAAGCUCUGCGAGGAGAGAUAACGCCUAAAUCUGAUAUCUUCAGUUUUGGAGUAGUUUUACUGGAAAUAAUAACGGGUCUUCCUCCAGUAGAUGAAAACCGAGAGCCACAGUUACUGUUAAGUAUAAAAGAUGAAAUUGAGGAUGAGGAAGCAACUAUUGAGGAUUAUGUUGAUGAAAAGAUGAGUGACUGGGAUGUACCUUCAGUUCAUAAAAUGUUUUCAAUUGCUGAUCGGUGUCUGAAUGACAAAAAAAACAGAAGACCAGACAUUAAGAUGGUGCAACAGCAUCUCCAAGAGAUUAAAACGUGAUACGUGUUUCUUCUGAUACACAAAUGUUUUUGUAAUGGAGUAGACACCAGUAGCAAAUAUUUAAUUAGCAAUUAUUUAUGUGGCAUUAUCAGCUUUUCUGCUUUCCAGAACAUUCUGGACAUGCGUAAUAUUGUGCUGUUGGCCUGUCCUCCUCCUGUUAACGGGGCAGCCCUUUCUCAUAUCCUUAGCCACUGGGCCCUUAACAUGAGAACUUCUGUGUUAACAAAUUGCAUCAUCUUCUCCCCAACUUUUUAAAUGCACUUCCAUAUUGGAAUCUAUUUGAUUCUUUUUAUUUCCAAGUUUCAAGUAUGUCUGCUGCAAAGGCAUAUGACUAUAACAGGGCAGAAUGUUUUGGGUUUUUUUUCUGAAAACUGCUUUCUUGAUCAGGUGUACUAGAUGUUCUUCUAUUGCAGAAAAAACCAUAUAAUAGCUAUAAAGGGGACUUAAUGUCUGUUUGGGAAAAGACAAUAGCAUUUAGAACAAACUUCUAUUUAGGAUUUUAAUUUGAGAGUUCAGAUUAGCGUGAAUGGUCUGGUACUGUUAGUGAAUGUGGCUAUAUUUCAGAAAUCUUCUUGGCAUUAGCAUUUAGUCAAAUAAAUGCUGCAAGACAUUUUCUAGGUUGUUUUUUGAUUUCAUGGAUUCCUGAGCAAAAUAAUUAUCUUGCUGUAUUUGCACUUGCAAAUACUUUCUUACUGUGAACUCUGUGAUGACAAACCAUUCCAUUUUUAUUCAUAGGAAGAUAGCUACUUUGACUAUUUUCAGAGAGGAUUGAGUAUUUUAGUACUUCGUGAGAGGAUUCCCUAUGGAUUA